AUGAUCGUCUUCCAUCUCCAUGCUGCAGAGUUUGGUGCUGCAACGUUUGGUGCUUUCCAGCACAAGGAUGCAAAAGGGAAGUGCAAGAGAGCAUCUGUGUUUGUUUUUGUUAUGACAGCAGUUGCUUUCACUUCUACAAUGACUCAAAAUACAUCUGAGAUCACGUGUGGGUUUAUCAGCCAGAAGGAUGAAGGUUCAGAAGCACCAGAGACAUCAGUAGCUCCUAAGGUUCCUAAUAUUUUGGAAGAUCUUGGGUGUUACUUGAAUUCUCAAGGAACAGAGAACAUCUACCAAACAAUAAAAAAUGUGGAAGUCAAUGUAUUUGAAGAUAUUGAAUUAAGAAUAACAAUGAGCAUUUCAAAUAUAAUUUCAUGCUUUUGGUUCUUUAAAAAGAGCAAAGCCUGUAAACUUUCUUUUGACUCAGAGAAUAGAUAUAUUGCAUCUUUGGCUUUUUCCCAAAUAAAAGAAGGACAAGCUGGGACAUACACCCUCUUGGUCACAAGUAAAACUGGCAAUUACACAGUGGUUGUGCCUGUUCUCAUCAGAAAAAAACCAGCCAAACCCUAUUUCAGGAAAAGGGAAAAAUCAGAUUCUAUCGAGUGCAUUUCUGAGAGUUACCCCCAGCCCUCUGUGGAAUGGAUAUUCUGCAAAACACCUGAAAAGAGUUGCCCUCAUAAAAGGCAUGAAGAAACUGGAGAAAUAGAUGGCAUCCAGAUGGUGCAACAUGAAUUAUUUCAAACUUACAUAUGGUGCUGUGCAGUCAAUGUCCUGGGCAGAGAAUGCACCAGCCUCUUUACGAUAGAUUUAAAUGAAAGACAGGCAGCACCUUUACCUGAACUACUACUUAAGGUUGGGGAGCCAUUGCUGAUCAGAUGCAGAGCUGUUCACCAUAAUUAUAAAUUCAGAAUACAACUAUCUUUUGAAAACAGAGAAGUUGAGCAGGGUUGCUCCUUUGAAGGAUUAGAAUAUCAAGAAGACUUGUCAGCAAUUCGGGUCCAGCAUGUGUUUAUUUCAGCAGCAGAAAGAAAUGACAGUGGGCAUUACACCUGCUCUUCUACUGCUCAUCCAAAUCAAACUGCUUUGAUCACAGUUCUAGAAAAGGGAUUUAUAAAUAUAACUGACUCUAAAGAAGAUUUUGAAAUUGGUGAGGAAGAGUUUUGCUUUGAAGUUAACUUUACAGCAUAUCCUCCAGUUAGAUGCAUGUGGCUGUAUUCCAAUAAAACAUUUCCAUGUAUACAAAGUUACAGUGUGGAUGGACACAGCAUUUCAUCAAAGUUCUGCAACCAUCAGCACCAGUCUGGGAUAUACGUAUUUUAUGCUGAGAAUGAUGAUACAGUUGUAACAAAAAAAUUCACUCUGUAUGUGAGAAGAAAGCCUGAAAUAAGGAUGCAGCUGCUGUUCAAGCAGAUCUCCUGUGUUGCUGAAGGUUACCCUGCCUCAUCCUGGGUUUGGAGGAACUGUCUUGAACUCAACUCAUCCAACUGCACAGAGGAAAUCACAGAGGGGAUUCAGAACUUCUUGCCAGAGAGGAGAUCCCUGGGGUCAUGGAUUUCAAGCAGUGCUUUAUAUGUACAGGAGACAGCAACAACCUUCUCAGUGGAGUGCUGUGCAAACAAUUCAGCUGGCUCAGCCUGUGAAAAGAGUUUCAUUAACCUGUCAGUUGCAGGAGCUGUUUCUUCGCCCCUGGACAAUGCUGCAUCCUAUGCCUCCCUUGGAUUUCUUUUCCUCUUGAUUGCUUUUUUGUUUGUAUUCAUUUUUUUUAAAUAUAAAAAGCAAUUCAAAUAUGAAAGCCAGUGGCAAAUGAUACAGAUGAUAGGGCCAUCAGAUAAUGAAUACAUCUACAUUGACUUCAGAGAAUUUGAAUAUGAUAUAAAAUGGGAAUUUCCCAGGGAAAAUCUGGAAUUUGGACAGGUCCUUGGUUCUGGGGCCUUUGGGAAAGUAGUGACUGCAACAGCUUAUGGAAUUAACAAUGCAGGAGAUUCAGUCCAGGUCGCAGUCAAAAUGCUAAAAGAAAAACCUGAUGCUUCAGAAGAAGAUGCUCUAAUGUCUGAGCUGAAAAUGAUGACUCACAUUGGAAGCCAUGAAAAUAUUGUGAACCUACUAGGAGCUUGUACUCUGUCAGGACCAAUCUACUUGAUAUUUGAAUACUGUUGCUAUGGUGACCUUCUGAACUACUUGAGGAGGAAGAGAGAAAAGUUUCACUGGACGUUGACAGAUAUUUUCAAACAACAAAACUUCAGCUUUUACCACAAUAUCCACCAGGAUCAAAACUCUAGGACAGGGACUCACCUGAAGUACAGUGUGAACACAGCUCUGUGCAGAGGAGAUGAAUUUGAAACCAUGCAAAGAAGUCAAAACAUAAAUGUGACACUGGAACCAAAUGGGAUUGUGCUGCUUUCUGAGGAAGAUAAAAUUAAGGAUGCAGGCACACCAGUGGAUGAAGAAGAAGAUUUUAAUGUGCUCACUUUUGAAGACCUUCUUUGCUUCUCUUAUCAAGUUGCCAAAGGAAUGGAAUUUCUUGAGUCCAAAUCGUGCAUCCACAGAGACCUCGCUGCCCGGAACGUACUGGUGACCCAUGGGAAAGUGGUGAAAAUCUGUGACUUUGGCCUUGCCAGAGAUGUAAUGAACGACUCCAACUACAUUGUCAGGGGCAAUGCUCGGCUGCCAGUCAAAUGGAUGGCCCCUGAAAGCUUGUUCGAGAGGACAUACACCAUGAAGAGUGAUGUCUGGUCCUAUGGAAUACUGCUGUGGGAAAUAUUCUCCCUGGGUGUAAAUCCUUACCCCGGUAUUCAGGUUGACACAAAUUUCUACAAAUUAAUACAAAGUGGAUUUAAAAUGGACCAACCAUAUUAUGCUACAAAAGAUGUCUACUGCAUGAUGCAGUCCUGUUGGGCUCUUGACUCCAGGGAAAGACCCUCUUUUUCUCACCUGGUUUCCUCCCUGGCCCAUCAGCUGGCUGAGGCAGAAGGAGCAAUUUACCAUAAUACAAAGAAAAACUUUGCUACACGCCAUUCCAGCAUCAAAACUAAACCUCGUGUAAACAGAGAUGAGGAAUCUUUGCUGUCCUCAGUUGUGCUCCAGCAUGAAGACCCUCAGGUUGAAAAAUAA
Molecule: messenger RNA, 3108 nt
Organism: Melospiza georgiana
Lineage: Eukaryota; Metazoa; Chordata; Aves; Passeriformes; Passerellidae
Gene: FLT3
Product: fms related receptor tyrosine kinase 3
Exons: 24
Coding region: 1-3108 (1035 amino acids)
Biological process (GO): protein phosphorylation; cytokine-mediated signaling pathway; multicellular organism development
Cellular component (GO): signaling receptor complex
Molecular function (GO): transmembrane receptor protein tyrosine kinase activity; ATP binding
Source: RefSeq, a predicted model, not a curated record